AUAUCCUGGGGGUGGUACCUGACCGAGUGGCGGCUACUUUAUCCAAUAGGAGGGGAUAUUGUUGGCUCCGCUGCCAAUGAGGACUCUGGUGAGAAAGAAGCGGUGAUCUGACCAUGGAGGCACCGACUUGAGGCAGCAUGGCUCUCUGUCUGAGGUGGCGCCGGCUCGGGCUCCCGCUGCCGGGGUUCCGCGGCUGCGAGCUGCACACAGCGCAUGAGGCCUCUGUGCUGACUCCUCCCCAUUGGUUGGCAGAGCGAUUUGCCCUCUUUGAGGAGCUAUGGGCCGCUCAGGUGAAAAGGUUAGCAAGUGUGACAGAGAAGAAACCCCGGGCUAUUAAGAUAUCACUUCCUGAAGGCCAGAAGGUAGAUGCUGUUGCGUGGAACACAACCCCUUACCAACUAGCCCAGCAGAUCAGCUCAACACUGGCCAACGCCGCUGUGGCUGCUGAAGUAGAUGGAGAGCUCUAUGACCUGGAGCGGCCCUUGGAGACAGACUGUCACCUCAGAUUCCUGACCUUUGAUUCCCCUGAAGGCAAAGCGGUAUUCUGGCACUCUAAGUGCCCACGUUCUGGGCGCAGCAGCUGAGCGACAACUGGGUGCUGUUCUCUGCCAAGGUCCAAGUACAGAAUCUGGCUUUUACCAUGAUUUCUUCCUGGGAAAAGAGAGGACAGUCCGGAGCUCAGAGUUGCCCCUUUUAGAACGGAUUUGCCAGGAGAUCAUAGCUGCAGCACCGCCGUUCCGGAGGCUAGAGGCUUCUCGGAUGAGCUUCGGCAGCUCUUC
Molecule: messenger RNA, 779 nt
Organism: Chionomys nivalis (European snow vole)
Lineage: Eukaryota; Metazoa; Chordata; Mammalia; Rodentia; Cricetidae
Product: threonine--tRNA ligase, mitochondrial-like
Exons: 5
Coding region: 138-584 (148 amino acids)
Biological process (GO): threonyl-tRNA aminoacylation
Cellular component (GO): mitochondrion
Molecular function (GO): threonine-tRNA ligase activity
Source: RefSeq, a predicted model, not a curated record